AUGACGAUUCGAUUAGACAUCUGGCAUCUGAUGCGAAGGCUUGCUACCGGGUGCUCGACAGACUCCCAUCAACUCUACAGCGUCUUUCUCGGUCGGCUGUCGGCCUGCAUCUUCGAGUGGAGUGGGGAGGACCUCAGGCUCCUCAUGGAGGCAAAGAGAGCAGUACUCGUUGGACAGCACAUCUUUAAUCCAACAGACCAGGAUGUCAUCUCCAGCAUCUCACCGAAGGAGAUGGCACAACACUGCAGGAGGAAGACCAGGGGAGCCGAAGAGACCACAUGGCUCAUCAGAGAUCUGAUUGCAGCCCUGGACAGAGAGCAGGGACUCGACACCCUUCGAGUGCCCCUGUUCGACCAUGACCGCAUCUGGCACGAGUGGGACAAGCAGAAGAACCACAUGGAAUGCAUCCACGAUCCAGAUGACAUCAGUCUCUACACCAAGAUAGGCGAGAUGGUCAAAGGCGGGGAACUCGUGCGAGUGGCGUCCACUUCCAAGCCUACCUAUUGGAAGGAGUAUCUAGCUGGAAUCAAGACCGCAGCACAAGCCAUAAGCAUAAGGGGCAGCGGACCCCGUGUGAACACCUACAGUGGUCUGCUGCGACAUGCAGUCAACGUUCUUGCGGAGGAAAUUCUUCACAUGAAGAUCGACCCAUCCUUUGUUGCCCCCCAGGAGUACACAGGAGAACUCAUCAGAGUGGAGUACCUCUAUGCUCAGACAAAUGCAGUUCUGGGGCUCACAGAGCCAGAAUGCAUGGAGGAAGCUGUCGUAGUAGACGAGGACUUUGAUGAAGGAUUUGAGGAUGCGAGUGAGGUAGAGGAUCUCACACAACCUGGGAUCUCUGCUACAUCGGCAAGCACCCGCCAUUCUGUCAGAGCAGCACCUCCUGAAGAUCAACAGACAUCUUCACUCGAACACAAUGUCAGGAAAAGACCUUACGGAGUCAACCCAGCGAUGGAGACUGCUGGAGCAUCUUUGGAUUCCAUCAUGGAUGAAAGUAGUUCAAGAUGUCGCCAUCGACAGAAAGUCGCCCCAACCCCCAGGGUAGCCACAACGGCACCCAAAGUCUUUAUCGCAAUUCCAACGGGUACACCACCUCCACCACCACCACUUCCACGAUUCUUCACCCCGAGGGGGGCCGCUCUAGCAGUGCAAAGUGGGGCUACACCAUCACCAGCAGAAGAGGUCGAGAGACACACCCCUGUAGGACCAAUGGAGACUACUACACCAUCACCAGCAGAAAAACAAAGAAGUACAAGCCAAGAACCAGGGGGACCACUUGCUGAAAGUGCUAGAAGCUUCGAGACAACACCACACAAAGUCAGUACUACGUAG
This is a messenger RNA of Strongylocentrotus purpuratus (purple sea urchin), 1332 nucleotides long. RefSeq lists its product as uncharacterized. NCBI's taxonomy places the organism in Eukaryota, Metazoa, Echinodermata, Echinoidea, Camarodonta, Strongylocentrotidae. The transcript is spliced from 4 exons. The record is from RefSeq and is a predicted model, not a curated record. Bases 1 to 1332 code for a protein of 443 amino acids.